Messenger RNA from Penicillium soppii, 948 nucleotides. Its product is annotated as 2EXR domain-containing protein. The coding region runs from base 1 to 948 and encodes 315 amino acids. The transcript has a single exon. The record is from RefSeq and is a predicted model, not a curated record. Lineage: Eukaryota; Fungi; Ascomycota; Eurotiomycetes; Eurotiales; Aspergillaceae.
AUGAGUGAGCCGUUUCGGUUCUUCUCGCUGCCGUUUGAGUUGCGCGAGGUGAUCUGGGAGUUGGCUCUUCCUGACCAAGUCAUCGAGUUCGGAGAGCCGUGUGACCCCGACAUACCGGAGCGUGAUCUCAAACAUGCAUGGGUCAUCAGUCGCAAGUUGCCAACCAUUGCUCAUCUCUGCCAUGAGUCUCGCCAAAUUGCCAUGUGCCCUAUCAAGGUGCCAGAUGGUAUCGACCCUGAUUGCAUGAGGGACGAACGGGUGUGGUUUGAAAACGGCAAGACAAUUCACUUCAAUUCGCCAGACUGGGGGCAUAUGAAUAAUCUAUCACGGUUUAUGUUCAUGGAUAACUUGAUUGGAUCAUACGAGGCCGCUGAACUGAGUAAAAAUCUCUCGCUCAGUGCAGACCUCAUCCACCCAUUCCUCCCGUUCCAUGAACUUUGCGGUAUUGACGACACCGUGGUGUGGAACCUCUUUAUCAGAUUGAAGGGAUGCAUCAUUUCGCUUCACACGAUUUGUGUCAGAGCCACCAAGAAGCAGGCGAGGGAUACGGGCCUCUUUGGCCACGGCGCCGAGCCUGUACAGUUGCUCGAUCCCUUUGAUAUGGAGACUCUUCGGAAGUAUGAAACUCUUUGGUCUCAGUCGUAUGAAAAUCGCCUCGAUCCGGCUGCAAAGAAGUUCUGGGAGGCAGUCAACGAACCUAACACACGCAAAUUCACUUUCCGGAUUGAGAGGUGGCUUGCGGAGACGGAAGCCAUCUACCUCAAGACCACACGUCCUGAUGAGGCACCAUCAGGCCCCCCACUGCAAUCGGUGAUUGACAACCUUUCUCGUUAUCCUAGUGUCAGACACCAGGCUUGGGCACGGCAGUAUCUUGAGAACUUCCCUAAGCUGGACUUGCGUAUCAUGUUUCGACUGUGCCCACGGGGGGUCGGAAACGUGAUCACGUAA